CGCUGCGCAGCCGGGGAGGGACGCAGGCAGGCGGCGGGCAGCGGGAGGCGGCAGCCCCGUGCGGUUCCCGCGGCUCCCAGCUGCGCCCCGCGCCCGCCGCGCCAUGGCCCGGAGACCCCGACACAGCAUAUACAGCAGUGAUGAGGAUGAUGAAGACAUUGAGAUGUGUGACCAUGACUAUGAUGGACUGCUUCCUAAGUCUGGAAAGCGUCACUUGGGGAAAACUAGGUGGACCAGGGAAGAGGAUGAAAAACUGAAGAAGCUGGUGGAACAGAAUGGAACGGAUGACUGGAAGGUUAUUGCCAAUUAUCUCCCGAAUCGAACAGAUGUGCAAUGCCAGCACCGAUGGCAGAAAGUACUAAACCCUGAGCUCAUCAAGGGGCCUUGGACCAAAGAAGAAGAUCAGAGAGUGAUAGAGCUUGUACAGAAAUACGGUCCGAAACGUUGGUCUGUUAUUGCCAAGCACUUAAAAGGGAGAAUUGGAAAACAAUGUAGGGAGAGGUGGCAUAACCAUUUGAAUCCAGAAGUUAAGAAAACCUCCUGGACAGAAGAGGAAGACAGAAUUAUUUACCAGGCACACAAGAGACUGGGGAACAGAUGGGCAGAAAUCGCAAAGCUACUGCCUGGACGAACUGAUAAUGCUAUCAAGAACCACUGGAAUUCUACAAUGCGUCGGAAGGUCGAGCAGGAAGGUUAUCUGCAAGAGUCUUCUAAAGCCAGCCCGCCAACAGUGGCCACAAGUUUUCAGAAGAACAGUCAUUUGAUGGGUUUUGCUCAUGCUCCACCUUCGGCUCAUCUCCCUCCAGCUGGGCAGACCUCAGUUAACAAUGAUUAUUCUUAUUACCACAUUUCUGAAGCACAAAAUGUCUCCAGUCAUGUCCCGUAUCCUGUAGCGUUACAUGUAAAUAUAGUCAAUGUCCCUCAGCCAGCUGCUGCCGCCAUUCAGAGACACUAUAAUGAUGAAGACCCUGAGAAAGAAAAGCGAAUAAAGGAAUUAGAAUUGCUCCUAAUGUCAACUGAGAAUGAGCUCAAAGGACAGCAGGCGCUACCGACGCAGAACCACACAUGCAGCUACCCCGGGUGGCACAGCACCACCAUCGCUGACCACACCAGACCUCAUGGAGACAGUGCACCUGUUUCCUGUUUGGAAGAACACCACUCCACUCCCUCUCUGCCUGUGGAUCCUGGCUCCCUCCCUGAAGAAAGUGCCUCUCCAGCAAGGUGCAUGAUCGUCCACCAAGGCACCAUUCUGGAUAAUGUUAAGAACCUCUUAGAAUUUGCAGAAACACUUCAAUUUAUAGAUUCUGAUUCUUCAUCAUGGUGUGAUCUCAGCAGUUUUGAAUUCUUUGAAGAAGCAGAUUUUUCACCUAGCCAACAUCAUGCAGGCAGAGCCCUGCAGCUUCAGCAAAGAGAGGGCAGUCCGAGUAGACCUGCGGGCGAGGCUAGCACGGGGGUAAACCCGCACAAGCUGAGUGAGGGUUCACUUGACCCGCUCAAGCCCUUACCUCCUUCGAGGCACAGCACAAUUCCGCUGGUCAUCCUUCGAAACAAGCGGGGCCAGGCAAGCCCUUUAGCCGCCGGAGGCUCUAGCGCCUUCCUAUUUGCUGGCGUCAGCAGCUCAACUCCCAAGCGUUCCCCUUUCAAAAGCCUACCCUUCUCCCCUUCGCAGUUCUUAAACACUUCUAGUAACCAUGAAAACUUAGACUUGGAAAUGCCUUCUUUAACUUCUACUCCUCUCAAUGGUCACAAAUUGACUGUUACAACACCAUUUCAUAGAGACCAGACUGUGAAAACUCAGAAGGAAAAUACUAUUUUUAGAACUCCAGCUAUCAAAAGGUCAAUCCUAGAAAGCUCUCCAAGAACUCCUACACCGUUCAAACAUGCACUUGCAGCUCAAGAAGUUAAAUAUGGUCCUCUGAAGAUGCUACCUCAGACACCAUCUCAUCUAGUAGAAGACCUACAGGAUGUGAUCAAGCAGGAAUCUGAUGAAUCUGGAAUUGUCGCUGAGUUUCAAGAAAAUGGGCCACCUUUACUGAAGAAGAUCAAACAAGAGGUGGAAUCUCCGACGGAUAAAGCAGGAAACUUCUUCUGCUCCAACCACUGGGAAGGGGAGAGCCUGAACACUCAGCUGUUCACACAGGCAUCGCCUGUGGCGGAUGUGCCAAAUAUUCUUACAAGUUCCGUUUUAAUGACACCAGUAUCAGAAGAUGAAGACAAUGUUCUCAAAGCAUUUACAGUACCUAAAAACAGGUCCCUGGCGAGUCCCUUACAGCCUUGUAGUGGUGCCUGGGAGACCGCAUCUUGUGGAAAGACCGAAGAUCAGAUGACGGCUUCUGGUCAAGCUCGUAAAUAUGUGAAUGCCUUCUCCACCCGGACUCUGGUCAUGUGAGACGUUUCCAGACAAGCAUUAUGGUUUUCAGAACACUUCAAAAGUUGACUUGGCGUAUGUCAUUCCUCCACAUGAAACUUUUCAUGAAUGGGAGAAGAACCUAUUUUUGUUGUGGUACAACAGUUGAGAGCAGCACCAAGUGCAUUUAGGUGGAUGAAAUCUUAUGGGAUUUCACCCAACUAAAAGGAUUUUUUAAUAAAUAAAUAAAUAACAAUCUUACCUAAAUUAUUAGGUAAUGAAUUGUAGUCAGUUGUUAAUAUCUUAAUGCAGAUUUUUUUAAGACAUAAAAUGAUUUAUCUGUAUUUUAGAGGAUCCAACAGACCAGUAUUUUUUCCUGUAAUGGGGUUUUUGAAAUUUUUACACACAAAAAAGGUACUCCAAUAUUUCACUUUUCUCAAUCACUAAACACAAUGCAUUACUAUAAAUGUUGACUUAAUACCAUGGGAUUAUUAAUCAAGAUUGUAAAUGCUCAUUUAUGGUUAAUAACAUUGGAGGUACAUAUGUUGUACUAAACCAUUUUAUGAGGGUUUUUUUUUUGUUAGCUUGCUUUAAAAAUUAUUACUG
Hyaena hyaena (striped hyena) is the source of this 2953-nucleotide messenger RNA. RefSeq names its product MYB proto-oncogene, transcription factor (gene MYB). Gene Ontology annotation, biological process: regulation of DNA-templated transcription. The transcript is spliced from 16 exons. Bases 104 to 2389 code for a protein of 761 amino acids. NCBI's taxonomy places the organism in Eukaryota, Metazoa, Chordata, Mammalia, Carnivora, Hyaenidae. The record is from RefSeq and is a predicted model, not a curated record. Gene Ontology annotation, cellular component: nucleus. Gene Ontology annotation, molecular function: RNA polymerase II cis-regulatory region sequence-specific DNA binding; DNA-binding transcription factor activity, RNA polymerase II-specific.